Molecule: messenger RNA, 891 nt
Organism: Neltuma alba
Lineage: Eukaryota; Viridiplantae; Streptophyta; Magnoliopsida; Fabales; Fabaceae
Exons: 1
Coding region: 1-891 (296 amino acids)
Molecular function (GO): catalytic activity
Source: RefSeq, a predicted model, not a curated record
AUGAAUCGUACAUCAUUUAUUUGGAAUUGCCAAGGAGCAGCAUCAAGAAGAUUCCAUACUGUGCUUAAAUCUCUUCUCCAUGGAUUUAAGCCUGAUUUAAUUGCUCUAUUAGAACCAAGGAUUUCUGGUGUUAAAGCCGACCGGGUUAUCAAGAAGCUCAACUAUCCUAACUUGCAUAGAGUAGAGGCGGAAGGAUUCUCUGGCGGUAUAUGGCUAAUGUGGUCUGACCAGAUCAAGGUGCACGUCUUACUCAACCACAAGCAAUUCAUUCACACUCACAUUUGCAGCACAAACGGAGAAAGUCCAUACUUAUUUACAACAGUGUAUGGUAACCCCAAACCCACCAUGAGAGAAACACUCUGGGAGGACCUCCAUUAUUUAUGCAUCAAUGAACGAGAGGCCUGGCUUCUGGCUGGCAAUUUCAAUGCCACCUUAACCAGAGAUGAGCGACGGGGUGGAGCUCGAAGCUCUCGCUCAGGAAAUAGGGCCUUCAAAGACUUUGUGCACACUACUGGUCUAAUUGACUUGGGCUUUACUGGGCCUGAAUUCACUUGGAAAAGGGGUAGUCUUUUAGUUCGACUGGACCGAGCACUCACCAACCAGACAUGGAUUGCAUCUCAACCCAAUGCCAUUGUCAUGCAUCUUCCUAGAAUUCAGAGUGAUCACCGGCCAUUACUCAUUAAGCCCGAAGGCGAACCAAGAAAAAAAGAACCCAUAUUUCGUUUCCUUGCCCCUUGGAUAGCUCACCCUGACUUCAAGAACCUCUUAGCAAAAAACUGGUCCAAUGAAGAAAGUCUGGCCCGAAACAUUGAGAAAUUUAUCCAAGCAGCUCAUCUUUGGAACAGGGACACUUUUGGAUCUAUUGGCAAAAAUAAGCGUAUUUUACGGUAG